AUGUGGAAACUACCUCCUCCUGCAGAGAAAAUGGGCCAGAAGGUCUCACACAAGGACAACCAGGAGAACGAGGCUGAAACUCUAAGCAUCUGUGAAGUCUUCAGCCAAGGUGUGGUCCAUGCAUCUCAAAGGCUGAAGGACUAUCUUGGUUUUGUGGAUCCUCAGAGCAAAUUCCAGCCAGGCACAAACGCGCUCAGCAAGAUCUUUUUGGUCGACUUCAUCAGUUUCUGGGUGGAAAAGGGAGCGGAGGAACGUAUCACAACCAGCAAAAUGACCAAGCAGCAGUCCUCCCUGUUCGGGGUGGACUGGAUAUGGACUCUGUCUGGGGCUGACAAGCAAAUCAAACUUCAGAUUGCCGUGCAGGCUUUACAGCUGGCCGAGCUUUUCCGUAGCGAGGGCGGCCCUGCUGAGGCAGUGGAGGACUGCUGCUGGGAAGCCGCGCUGGCAGAUGAGCACUUCCAAAACAGGAGCAGGUUGGAGAAGCUGGCAGAGUUCUGCUGCCUGGUGGGACAGGACUGCCGGGUCUUGCUCAUCGUGUUCGGUGUGCCAGGGAAGCCCAAGGACAUCCGCGGCGUCAUGCUGGACAGCCUUGCCAAGGAAGAGCAAAAAUGUCGCCUGUCGGGCAGAAAUGCGCUACGGCAAUUUGUCACCAGUACUGACAGCUUCCUGCCCACAAAAGACAUGUUGGAAAACUGUCUGGGCGUAAAAAACAGACCGAAGGAGGUGGGCAAUGUGUACAUAAACUUUCUGUAA
Messenger RNA from Charadrius vociferus (killdeer), 753 nucleotides. It is a transcript of the gene REP15, whose product is annotated as RAB15 effector protein. Gene Ontology annotation, biological process: receptor recycling. NCBI's taxonomy places the organism in Eukaryota, Metazoa, Chordata, Aves, Charadriiformes, Charadriidae. The record is from RefSeq and is a predicted model, not a curated record.